This is a messenger RNA of Gasterosteus aculeatus aculeatus (three-spined stickleback), 4337 nucleotides long. It is a transcript of the gene klhl38a, whose product is annotated as kelch-like family member 38a. NCBI's taxonomy places the organism in Eukaryota, Metazoa, Chordata, Actinopteri, Perciformes, Gasterosteidae. The record is from RefSeq and is a predicted model, not a curated record. Gene Ontology annotation, molecular function: protein binding.
GCAGCAGCACUACUAAAGGAGGAAGGGGAGACUUUAUGCCAGUAAUAUGAAACAAGCAUGAAAAAUUGUAACCUUCCUCUGGCGCCUCAUUCUGCAUUUAUAAAAUAACUCGUCUUUGUCAGAUUAUUUGCUUUGCCCCUGAAGGAUUCUCUUGUACACACCGUGACCCAUAAGCAUGAAGCUGUCACUUGGUAACCGGUAACAGAGUAUCAGAUUUCACUGUGUCCACCCAACCUGCGGGUGCUCGCACGUCAUGAAGUCUGACUUGCUGACAGCUCACUUUCUUGCAGCUUUGUCAUUUAAUCUGACCACAUGUAACUCCAGUUCCUUGUCAUAUGCCGCUAAGCAAAUAUGACAAUAUUUCAUCUCACUACCUCAGGAGCUGAAGUAAAAUGGGGGCUUAAGAUAAGGCCCUUAUGCUGCUGGUUCUCGUUACACUUGCUAUGAAGGAAGAAGUAACAGUAGUCAUCUCCAGUUGUGCAUGAACUAAUGCAGAGAAACAACAACACAUCUUGAUGAAAACUAAGGCCAGUUCUUACAGCUGUUUCUCCUGAUCAAGUUUGCCCAUCAGCACUGCACUAUAUUUACCUUCAUCCUAUGUUACACAAAUGAGGGAGGGGGGAAGGCUUAAGCAGCAUAUGAAGAUGGACAAGGGUAUCUCUGGGACACUUUGAUUAAACACCUGCUUGGGUGGGCUGGAUGGCUGAGUCAGGACCCCCCCUCCUCCCGGUUAUUGUAAACUCCCUCCACUGGAUUCUAGCAGGGUUGUUAUUCCAGCAGCUGGGUACCGGACAACUCUGUGUCACAUGAGAGGGGUGGCUCCAGUCACGGUGGCCCCGGGGGCUAUUCUUAGCUGGAGGAAUGUACACAGUGGCCUCAUGGCGAGCUCCACAGCACCUAACUGGAAAGCCUUGUCGUUUCUCUGUGUCAUGUUCCCUUUUUCUCCCCGACUACGCGAUCCACUCUCCCUCUGGAUAAUGUUUUGGUCCUCUUUUGAUUGGGACUGACCAGACAUUUUGGAUAUUAUUGGUUGUCUGAGGGCAGGAGAAUGGCCUUAAUACCACGGGAGGUUUUCUCUUUCAAAGACACAGAACUUUCCUCCCACCUACUUGUCCAGCUCAAUAUCCUCCGGCAGGAGCGUAUCCUGACGGAUGUCCUGCUCUGCACGGAGCACCAGGAGAUCCCGUGUCACAGGAACGUCCUGGUGUCCAGCAGCCCAUACUUCCGGGCAAUGUUCUGCAGCAACUUUCUGGAGAGCAGUCAGGCCCGAGUUAACCUCAAGGGAAUCUCUUCAAAUGUCCUCGUUGGCAUCAUGGACUAUGUCUACACAGGCUGCAUCACUAUCACCAUGGAGAUUGUGCUGCCGCUCAUGCAGGCUGCCUCCAUGCUUCACUACGGGAGUCUCUUUGAGGCCUGCUCUAUGUUCCUCCAGGAGCAGCUGAGUCCGGAAAACUGCCUGAGCAUGAUACGACUCUCUGAGAUCCUUCACUGCGAGAGUUUGAGGGAGAGGGCGAAGGAGAUGGCUGUGAGGUGUUUCUCCGACGUAGCCGCCACGGAGGACUUCUGUGAGCUGUCUCUUCCAGAGCUCAUGUGUUACCUAGAAGAUGACCGACUCUGCGCUGAGGAGGAGCAAGUGUUUGAGACCCUCCUGGCGUGGAUCCACCACGACCCCUUCUCGCGGCGCGGCGCCAUCCACGACCUCUUCAAGAAAGUCCGUCUUCGCUACAUCCACCCAACUUACCUCUUCCAGUUCAUUGCCAACGACCCGCUGGUGCAGUCCUCCACCCUGUGCACCGAGAUCAUCGAGUCAGUGCGCCGCCUCAUGCUGACAGUCAGCACCAAGUGCAGCCGAGAACUUAAGCCGCUUUGGACCACACCGCGGCGCUACACCUGCAGCGAAACACUGGUGGUUGUAGGAGGACGCAAGAACAAUGAACAGACCUCUAGAGAGGCCUUGUUGUAUGAUGAAAGGACUCAUCGCUGGCAGUGGUUGGCCAAGCUCCCUCUGCGCCUCUACAAAGCUGCGUAUGUGUGCAUUCACAGCAUCCUCUAUGUGGUCGGCGGGCUCAGCCUCUGCAUGACAUCGGGCGACAGCUCGGUCAGCGCCACAGUUUACACACUCUCCCUGAAGACCAACCAGUGGCGGACCGCUGAGCCCAUGCUGGAGCCGAGAUAUGCCCACCAAAGUGUGUCCUAUCUGCACUUCAUUUUUGUGCUGGGAGGCAUCGGUGUCGACAAGAAGAUCUCUCGGUCUGUUGAGCGAUACAACAGCAUGUUUAACCAAUGGGAGGCCAUGGCGGCGAUGCCCACAGCGGUGCUGCAUCCAGCCGUUGCAGCCAGCGAUCAGAGGAUCUACGUUUUCGGAGGCGAGGACGCGAUGCAGAAUCCGGUCAGGCUGAUUCAGGUCUAUCACAUCGCUCGUGACUUGUGGUCCAGUCUAGAAACCAGGACGGUGAAAAACGUGUGUGCUCCUGCUGCUGUCAUCGAAGACAAGAUCUACAUCAUAGGAGGAUACACCAGGAGAAUGAUUGCCUACGACACCAAAGCCAACAAAUUUGUCAAGUGCGAGAACCUGAAGGAGCGGCGGAUGCAUCACAGCGCCACAGUGAUCAACAACAAGCUCUUUGUCACCGGCGGACGGAUCCUCAACGGCCACGAUGUCAUCGAGGACUCCGACUGCUUCGAGUGUUACGACCCCAAGGCGGACGUUUGGACCUCCAAAGGAUCGCUACCGUACAAGCUGUUCGACCACGGCUCCCUACCGCUAGUGUGCGUUUCCAACAGACCCAACCCUCCCUGACCCCCCACCUCCACAUCCAACCUGCCACUUGGGCAAAUGUUUCGCUGCAUGUUCUUCCCUCUUUGCCAUGAGUUGUUGUCAUAAAGGACUCAGACUGCUUCGAGUGUUGAGUCCCCAAGACGGACGUUUGGACCUCGAGGUGCAUGUUAGGCCAGGCAGACUUUCAUGUGAACUCAGCUGAUGGGCAGAGGUGUCAUUCCUACGGCACUUGGGGUAGAAGUGAAGUUAGGAACCUGUGAGAUGACUUCAGCCCGACGUGCUUACACAACUAACAGCUGUCCAGACACAUACCUAAUCCAAAAAGCUCUGUCCACAGAUGGUAACUAAACGUGUUAAUCCUUAAAUUAUUGGAUAUUUAUACGGAGCUGUCACCACCUACCAGCUGCUGAUUUCCCUUUAAUAAUUAAAUACAUAGGUAUAAUAUGUCUGGUGGCUUGUUAACUGGUAAAAAAACGAAAGUGAAUGAUCAGACAACCAAUAUAAUUUGCUCUUUAGAGAAAAUACAUUCCUCUUUGACCCACAUGUUUACACCGGAGUGCACUAGCUAACGAGUUGAUGAAUUGUGACAGAAUACAGACAAGCUGCUAAUGCAAACAAUGUUUUUCUGGUCACGUGUAUGUCAUAACAAAUACAAUAAAACAAUGUUUUAGAUUAGCUAAAUCACUGUAAUUAUAUUAGUAUUUGUGCCCUUUCACGUCACAGUUAGAUAAAUAAAAUGGCUUCACAGGAACCUCUGUUGAUUUGAGGAUGCAGUGACCUGCUGAGGCGGCCUGUGCAACAGACAAAUGUACACAUGUAGCCUGCAGGUGGCUUCUCACAAAUAUUAUUGUGGGAUUUGAAAUGAACUUUCUAUUCAUCUGAGAACAAAAACUAAUGUACCGGCGGACGAUGUAAGACAAUGAGACUGUGGAGCUUCUCUACUGUUACUUCUGUCCUGGCUUUGUAACCCUCUGGACCCUCACUGCCGUGCUCCAGCUUCAGCCACUGGUAACAGUUGCCAUGGCAACCCUGUUAUUACCCUAUUUGAUCAUCUAUGGCAUCCACGUCAUGAAAAACCGAUCAAGGGUACUUGAACAAUGUACUACUUUUCUUUUUUAUGUUUUAUUUCCUUAUUACUGGACUAUAUGCUUAUAAUUUGGAUAUUGAUUUACCUGUCUAUAAAGGAACACAGUUGUUUAUACCUAUUUAUGUGGUGAUACUGCAGGAUAAUUUCUAAUUUAUUACUUUGACUUUCCCUGCACAAGACAGUGAAACUGUUUUCGAACAGUGGUACAAACGUUGUUAUUGUUUUACUGAACCAUCUUUGAGUGAACUUGUUACAGAAUUAAAUGGUUUUCAAACUGUUUGCGGCAUGACUGAGUCACGUUUACAGACUCAUCCUCAAGGGAGCAUUGUUGACAAGGAAAUGAACCGUACUCGCUGGCUAUCAGUUCACACAUUUCUUCUCCAUUCUUUAGUUAAUACCACUUGAAACAAACAUAGAGCAUCAUAUUUCAUAUUUAUUAGGAACUGAUAUUAAAGCUGGUCUGAAACAAAA